GGAGCAGUGUGUCGCUAUCCAGGGUGCUGAAAGCAAAACGACUAUGAAUGUGAAAUCAGAAAGUACCUAAAAUCUAAUACAGUUUCUGGCGUAGGUUGCGAGGUUAUGUGCGUCACACAAUAGGCGUAAUCUCCUCGUUCCAAAUACAAUUGACCAGAUCUGAUGUUGUACCAGUUGUUAGACGACCUUGAGCACAUCAAGCCGGAUCUGAAAACAGAUUGAAACAUAAGGAUUGGAGUCACUUGAGUCACUUCAUUGGCUAAAUGAAUGAGAUCUUGGACGACAUGGCAGAUAGCUAACCCUUCCUGUCCCUGACGCACUACUUUAGUGACGAUGUUUCUCACCGCAGUCUUGCAUCGCACAUCUGUUCUGUCAAAUCAUUCAAUUCAUUUAGGAUUUAUGUAACAGGUGCUGUAAACCUCAACCCUCUUGAAGCUUUCCAUGGACAGAUCUACACUUGCCCAACAGGUGGAGAGCGUUGAGCGCAAUACAGAAUUCUUGCAGCAUGAACAUCAGAUCCUCCUGAAUGGCCUUCGCCUGGAGAUGCGAAACCUGAAGAAACGUUGCAAUGAGCUGAGUUGUGAUCUAAGUGAAAGACCACCAGUAAGAAGCAGAGAAGAUGUUGAGCUAGAGGAAGCAUUGCUUCAGGCACGCUUAUUGGAGACAGAGCAACAUCUGGCCGAGCAGGAGACUUCACUGGUGGAGCUGCGGGCAGAGCUGCGUAGAAAGGGGGCGGUAGCGAGCGCGCUACAGGUUCGGCUCAGAGAUGAAGAGCGACGAUUUCUCGAGGAGCUAAAACGGCGCAGUCAUAAGAUUACGGCUCUGAGUCGUGACCUCCGGAAGCAGACUGACGUGGCCGCUCAACUCUCCUUCCAGCUGCAUUCUGCACACUUUCGUCUCUAUCACCAGGCAGAGGAUGAUGAGGAAGAAGAAGCGGAAGAAGGAGGAGCCAUGCAGGAAUCAGAUUGGACCUCAACCUCACCGUGGGAAUCUCCAGUAACAGCGGAAAGCAUCCGCCAAACCCACGCUUCAGAAAGGAUGCGGAGGUCAGAGAGAGUGAGAGAAUGUGUGCCCUGUGAAAGGGUGCUUGGGCCAGAGGAGCCUCGCCCUAUGCCUGACCCCGCCCUCUUCCUUUAUCCUUUCAGACAUAGGCUCCACCCCUUGCACAGGUCACUCAGAGGUCACUGGAGGGAAAGUGGCCUUUCGGAGACUCGGAUAAGUCGAUUCAGGGACCGACCACUGAGGAAAGAUAUUGGACCGGAGACUACAGAAUUAUAGACUAAUGUAGAUAGAUUUUGGACAUUUUAGUGUGUGCGGUCUGUCAUGAGUCAAUUCUGAAAUUUUGAUUAGAAGCUUUGUGACAAUAUUGCAUAGAUCGCUCGUCCUGUAAUCUAAACAAAUCAAUAUGCUUAUUGUCUUAUUUUGCAAAUGCUGACAAUUUUUGAAAGAUUUAAAGCUUUAAAGCGACUUGAAAAACUUGUAACUUGAAACAUGAAAAGUUCUGGUGUACCUUUUCAAACUUGCUGCGUUGUUAAAUGCAGAACAAUUCACUCAUCAUAGGGUUGUGUUUUUGCUCUCUCUGUCUCUAUUUUAUGAAAAGAAACAUGCACUUAGAAUAUUGUAUUUAACAGAGGCAUAUGAAAUAUUAUUACUCAAAGUUUAAUCAUUAAAUACAUUUUCCUUA
This is a messenger RNA of Triplophysa rosa, 1684 nucleotides long. It is a transcript of the gene ccdc92bb, whose product is annotated as coiled-coil domain containing 92Bb. The record is from RefSeq and is a predicted model, not a curated record. Lineage: Eukaryota; Metazoa; Chordata; Actinopteri; Cypriniformes; Nemacheilidae. The transcript has 5 exons. The coding region runs from base 442 to 1278 and encodes 278 amino acids.